Hyaloperonospora brassicae is the source of this 918-nucleotide messenger RNA. The record is from the annotation of a GenBank genome assembly. NCBI's taxonomy places the organism in Eukaryota, Oomycota, Peronosporomycetes, Peronosporales, Peronosporaceae.
AUGGGCGGCGAGUGUGCGCCGGAUCAUUGCCGCGAGUGCGGAAGCGCCGACGUGGUGACGGACUUCAGCGCGGGCGACGUCGUGUGCCGCGGGUGCGGCAUGAUCCUCGGUGAGCGCAUUAUAGAUGAUACCCCGGAAUGGCGAACGUUUGCUAACGAUGAUCGCGGGGGUGACUCCGCUGCGAAAUCCAGGGUCGGUGACGUAGCGGACGCGCGGCUGGACAGUGUCUCGCUGUCGACGUACCUGGUGGACUUGAAGAAAGGUGGGGGCGCCGAAGCAGGCGGCAAGCACAAGCGGCCGAACAUCUCGUCCGAGAGUGCCAAGGUGAAGAAAAUGCAGCGCACGAUGACGCGGAUUCAAGAAGUGGCAGACUGCCUGUCGCUGCCCAAGAAGAUUGUCGAGAUUGCGCUCGACGUGUACGCAGAAGCUGAGAAGCAGGGCGUCAACAUGCGGGGACCCGAGCGCGAGAGCAUGGUCGUUGCGGUGCUGUUUAUCGCGUGCCGAAAAGCCGGCAAUGCUCGUUCGCUCAAGGAGUUUGAAGACGCGUCGGGCGUUCCGAAACGACGUAUUGGCAAGUCGUUCAUGAGCUUGCAACGUCGGCUGGAUCUCGAGGUCAAGCAGGCGACAACGGGAGAGUACGUGCAGCGCUUUUGCUCGAGACUCGGUCUGCCAAGUAAGACGCAGGUGAUUGCGCAUGCAGUGGCAAAGAAGGCAGACAGUUUGGAGCUGUCGAAUGGACAGCCGCCUGUUGCAGUGGCGGCUUCGGUGAUCUACCUCGUGGCCGCGUACACGAAUGCGAAGCGGUCGAUUCAGGAGAUUAGCGACGUCACGAUGAUUGGCGAAAAGAGCAUGAAGAGAGUGUGCAAGGAGCUGAACAAGAGUCGCGUGGUGCUGUUCGAAGGUGUGGUGAUGACGUAG